This is a messenger RNA of Nymphalis io (European peacock), 907 nucleotides long. RefSeq lists its product as uncharacterized. The record is from RefSeq and is a predicted model, not a curated record. The coding region runs from base 62 to 859 and encodes 265 amino acids. The transcript has 3 exons. Lineage: Eukaryota; Metazoa; Arthropoda; Insecta; Lepidoptera; Nymphalidae.
CUAAUCUCUCUGUUUAACAUGAAAGGAAGUCCUUGCUGAGCAGUAAAACAUUUUCACAAAGAUGUUCAGACGGACAGUUUUAUUAUUGACAAUUGUACUGACAAUUUUGCAAAGGGGUUAUAGCAAAACAUCUGGAAUUUCACAAUUCUGGUCGGACGAUAUCAAAGUAUUCGACAAAAUUUAUGGAAAGACAUCUGACAAGGAACUGUAUGGAGUGACUCUCCCACCGAAUGUCAAGUUUGACACAGACAGUAAAAUCCCAAUUCAAAUCGAAGCAUCUGAAAAGAGAGAGAGAUAUCUACCAGAUGGAAAGAACAUUCUAGAUUCAGAAUAUUAUCCUUACGAUCUUGGAGAUAGAUAUGCGAAAUUAUUCUCAAAAUCGUUGUAUCCCGGAAAGUCAAAACCAUCAUCUGCGUUGCAGUUCAUAAGCUUUUCAGAUUUCAAACCAAUAAGCGAAUCGACUGACCCAGAAACGUACACUUACCUAAAACAUCUGGAGAAAAUUAGUGAAAAGAAAAAUGACUUAACAAAACAUUACAAACCACACAGCGUAGAGUCAAAUUCUGAAGCAGAUGAAGCUUAUAAAAGUAUUCAAGAUAUAUUAGACGCUCACGAAGCGAAUAAAAGUAACGAUUCCCAGGAAGAUGAAAAAGAAUUUUCAAGUCCAAAAUAUAAAACUAAGGUUAAUGAAGAAGGUGUACGAUAUGCGAGAAAUAGAAAUAGAAGCAAAGUAAGGUUGGUGAAUGGUAACAGCAUAAAAUCUAGGUGCAUUUCCGGCAGAUGCAGGUCUACUCAAAGCUCUCUACGUACUAGACCGUAUUUGCGAAAAAUACAACAUUACAGAUACUCUAAGCGUUAGUUUAAGACAUAUUUUUAUAGAUCUAGUUAUUUAUUCAUACAACUUGUU